AAGGAUCUAUGAUCAGUAAAUUCCUCAUCUUCCUUCUCAUACCCUGUUGCAUUUCUCUUGACACUAUUACACCAAACCAACCUCUAAAAGAUGGCGACGUUCUUGUGUCAACCGAAAAAAUCUUUGCACUUGGAUUUUUCAGCCCCGGAAAGUCUCACAACCGUUAUGUUGGAGUUUGGUACUACCAAGUUCCUAACCAAACAAUUGUGUGGGUUGCAAACAGAGAUAAUCCUGUCAAUGGAAGCUCUGGUCUUCUAGCAAUUCAUGGAGACGGGGGCCUUGUGAUCUAUGAGAAAGACCAAAAGAUUCCUAUUUGGUCCUCUAAUGUUACUCUCUCCUCUCCAAACAAUUCUAUGGCCAAGCUUUUGGAUACAGGAAAUCUUGUAUUGCUGGAGAAUGAGGUAAGCCAAAAUGUACUAUGGGAAGGCUUUGAUCAUCCUUCAAAUACUAUGCUUCCAUUUAUGAAACUUGGGGUGAACAGGCAGUCUCGAAUAGACUGGUUUUUGACAUCUUGGAAGUCUCAAGAUGACCCAGGAACCGGGAACUGUUCAUAUCGGAUUGACUCAAGUGGAUUUCCACAGCUGAUUUUGUACAAGGAUGGAGCUCCGUGGUGGCGGGCUGGAACUUGGACUGGCCUGAGAUUGAGUGGCGUGCCUGUCUCAUCACCUAAUUUCAUCUUCAAUAGUAGUUUUGUGAACAAUCAAGACGAGAUAUCCGUCAUGUAUGUUGUUAAUAAUGCCUCCUCAAUCUUCACUAGGACCGUGCUAGAUGAAACAGGAACCAUGGCACGGUCCACAUGGAAUGGUGAAGCACACGAAUGGAACGUGUUUUGGUCAGCCCCAGUAGAGCGGUGUGAUUACUAUGGACGCUGUGGUCCAAAUAGUAACUGUAACCCGGACUAUAUAGAUACCACUGAAUGCACAUGCCUACCUGGGUUUGAACCCAAGUCGCCCACCGAUUGGUACUUGAGAGAUGGGUCCGGUGGGUGUAUUCGGGGAAAAGGAGUAUCCAUGUGUGGAAAUGGGGAAGGAUUUGUGAAAAUUGUACGAGUAAAGAUACCAGAGUCGUCUAUGGCAAGUGUAAACAUCAAUUUGAGUUUGAAAGGGUGUGAACAAGAGUGCUUGAGAAAUUGUUCUUGCACUGCAUACUCGAUUGCAGAUGAGAACAAGGGAGGAAUUGGAUGCGUGACAUGGCAUGGAGAUCUUAUGGACAUAAGGACUUUAUCAAAUAGUGGCCAAGAUUUAUAUGUUCGAGUUAAUGCUACUGUCUUGGCUCAAUAUGCCAAGUCCAAUGGUUCUCUUACCAAAAAGGCAAAGCUGGCAAUUUCAAUAGUAUCUGUCCUAUUGUUCUUUCUUGUGGUUUUCCUCGUGUACUGGCUGGUGAAGAGGAAGUUGCAAGGAAAGAAAAGACCAAAUAUAUUUGUAUCAAGAGUUCCCAAAGGAUCAAUGUACUUCGAAAAGUCUACUGCAGAUAUUGAUGAUGUGAGUACAAUAAACUCAUCAGAAUUACCAUUUUUUGGAAUAAGCAUCAUAUCUGCAGCCACAAACAAUUUCUCAGUGUCUAACAAGCUUGGAGCAGGCGGUUUUGGCUCCGUUUAUAAGGGCGUGCUUUCUAAUGGGAAGGAAGUAGCAGUGAAAAGAUUGUCUAAGCAUUCUGGCCAAGGAAUUGAAGAGUUUAAGAAUGAAGUUAUGCUGAUUGCAAAACUACAACACAGGAACCUUGUGAGGAUUUUAGGCUGUUGUGUUCAAGAUGAAGAGAAGAUGCUAAUCUAUGAAUAUGUGCCGAACAAAAGUUUGGACUACUUCAUUUUUAAUGAAACCAACAAAGCACUUUUAGAUUGGACGAGACGGUUUGAGAUAAUCUGUGGGAUUGCUAGAGGGAUAUUAUAUCUUCAUCAAGAUUCAAGAUUAAGAAUCAUCCAUAGAGACUUAAAAGCCAGCAAUGUUCUACUAGAUGCUUCUAUGAACCCCAAAAUUGCAGAUUUUGGUUUGGCUAGAAUCUUUAGAGGAGAUCAGAAUGAAUCAAAAACAAAUCGUGUGGUUGGGACAUAUGGUUACAUGUCGCCAGAGUAUGCAAUGGAAGGAUUGUUUUCAGUAAAGUCAGAUGUAUAUAGCUUCGGCAUUUUACUACUAGAAAUCAUUAGUGGUAGAAAGAACACUGGUUAUUAUGAUGAAACAUAUCCCGACUCCAAUUUAGUUGGACAUGUUUGGAAUUUGUGGAGGGAAGAUAAUGCCUUGGAAAUAGUUGAUUCAUCUCUGGGAGACUCGUUGCAGUUUGAUGAAGUUCUGAGAUGUAUACAAAUUGCGCUCUUGUGUGUGCAAGAUUUUCCCACCGAGCGACCAACCAUGUCAGCAGUUCUUGUAAUGUUAAGUAAUGAUGCAGCUCUUCCUCCGCCGGGAAAACCUGCAUUUCUAGUGAAGAAAGCUGGUACCAGUGAAGAAAAUUCUAUCAAUUAUGUGACAUGUACUAUUGUAAGAGCUCGGUAGAGGCCAACAGUGUAAGAUGUAUUUGGUUAGUAAGUAAAUUAAUGACUAAAAUCAUUGACCAAGACACAAAUGAACAUGUACAAUGCCAUUAUGACACUGUAUUGAUCAUAGAUGAUACUAUAGAAGUGAUUACUAAUAAU
This is a messenger RNA of Rosa rugosa (rugosa rose), 2626 nucleotides long. RefSeq names its product G-type lectin S-receptor-like serine/threonine-protein kinase At1g11410. Lineage: Eukaryota; Viridiplantae; Streptophyta; Magnoliopsida; Rosales; Rosaceae. Gene Ontology annotation, biological process: recognition of pollen; protein phosphorylation. Bases 9 to 2486 code for a protein of 825 amino acids. The transcript has 7 exons. The record is from RefSeq and is a predicted model, not a curated record. Gene Ontology annotation, molecular function: ATP binding; protein serine/threonine kinase activity.